AUGACGAAGCAACAGCUUAAAAACUCGGGAAAACUGAUAAAGAAGACUUGUAUGCCCAAAAAUGAUGUCACAGAAGAUCAAGUUGGCGAGAUAGAUAAGGGUAAAUUUAUUGAAGAUAGAAAUGUGAUGUGCUACAUCGCAUGUGUGUAUUCAAUGGGACAAGCGGUGAAGAAUAAUAAGAUAAUUUUCGACGCUAUGAUAAAACAAGUAGACAUGAUGUUCCCCGCUGAUAUGAAAGAACCAUACAAAGCAGCUAUAGAAAAGUGCAAGGGAGUUGCUAAGAACUACAAAGACAUUUGUGAAGCAUCUUACUGGACUGCGAAGUGCAUAUAUGAAGCUGAUCCCGACAACUUUUUCUUCCAGACCAGUCUUCGUUGUUCUGCAAAGAAAGGAUUUAUUGUUAUGGGUUAUCGAAUAUAUUUAUUAAUUCUUAUAUCUAUUUUAACACGUGGAGUACACACUAUGACUAGACAACAGUUAAAGAAUUCGGCAAAGAUGUUGAAGAAAACUUGCAUGGCGAAGAAUGACGUCACCGAAGAUUUAAUCGGCGAUAUACAGAAAGGGCAGUUUAUUGAGGAAAGGAACGUGAUGUGUUAUAUAGCUUGCAUUUAUCAAAUGUCGCAAAUUGUAAAAAAUAAUAAGUUGAGCUACGAGGCUUCAUUAAAGCAAGUGGACAUGAUGUACCCGCCUGAACUGAAGACCUCAGUUAAAGCCUCCAUUGAAAACUGUAAAGAUAUAUCCAAGAAAUAUGCAGAUAUAUGUGAAGCAUCUUAUUGGACCGCUAAAUGCUUGUACGAGGACAAUCCAAAAGAUUUUAUAUUUGCAUAA
Molecule: messenger RNA, 828 nt
Organism: Papilio machaon (common yellow swallowtail)
Lineage: Eukaryota; Metazoa; Arthropoda; Insecta; Lepidoptera; Papilionidae
Exons: 9
Coding region: 1-828 (275 amino acids)
Biological process (GO): sensory perception of smell; olfactory behavior
Cellular component (GO): extracellular region
Molecular function (GO): dibutyl phthalate binding; odorant binding
Source: RefSeq, a predicted model, not a curated record